UAAAACAGGAGUAAACUAUAUAACGAUGUGUUUGCCUGACUCUCUCUAUAACUGUCUUACUCGCCUCUGUCGAUUAUAAGCCUCAAGACGAGAGGAAAUCAUCAGGAAAAAUGACUAGAGGACACACCUUCAUCUGUCUUCUGCCUUUACUGAUUGGGUAUUCAUCUCAGUCCUGUCAGAAGGACUGUUCCAAAGAAAACCAGGAUGUUUAUGGCAUGGACGUGACACAGAUCCCAGUAAGUCUGAAAGCAGGUGUCACAGAGGUCUUCUUUGUGGACAGUAACAUCACUGUCAUCCCAAAGGGGGCCUUCGCCACCAACCCGAAGCUGGAAAAGGUAGCAUUCAUCAACACCCCCACUGUGUCCGUAGAGAACGGUGCUUUCGAGGGAUUGGUCAACCUCAAGCAUAUUGAGAUCUCCAAUACCCCACUAACAUCCUUGUCUGUAGAUGUCUUCCAAGACCUGCACAACCUGGAAGAACUUCUGCUGAAACACAACAAGAUCCGUAGUCUGGAGAAAGGAUUGUUUGAUGGCCUUAAGAAACUGAGAGAACUCCAAUUGCACAUAAACAAGAUUGACACCAUUGAGGAGGGGACAUUUGAUGACCUAGAAAACCUUCGGACCCUCCAUCUGGCCAAAAACGACCUCAGUUCUGUGUCCUCCGCCCUGUUCUCGAAGCUGCACAAACUGGAGAUACUGAGGCUCUAUGAGAACCAACUUACCGCCAUUCCUGACGAUAUAUUAGAAAAUCUAUCCAAUUUAAAGGAGAUCGCUCUACAGAGUAACAACAUCACUUCAAUAUCAGCCAAUUUGUUCCCACAUAAAGACAAAUUAAACAAGAUACUUUUGGACAAUAACAUGUUGACUGAAUUGCCUCCAGAAAUAUUUGUGGGCUUUCCUCUGCUUAAAGCAUUGACACUAAAUGGAAAUAAACUUGCAAGUCUACCUCCUGUCCUCUUUGGAGAGAUGCCCAAACUGACUGAGUUGAGUCUCAGUCGAAACAGUCUUACCAGCCUUCCUCAGGGAGUAUUUAGUCCUCUUAAGAAACUCAAGAAGUUGGAUCUGUCUAACAACCAAUUGUUAACCGUGUCUGAAGAGUCUUUUGAGGGCCUUGAGAAGCUAACAGAACUCAAUCUUCAAUACAACCACAUGAAAUCAUUGAAAGCAAACACCUUUGAAAAGCUGACAUCACUAACCACCCUUAGACUGGCUCAUAAUAUCCUGGGGACACUUCCAGAGGAUGUAUUUGACCCCUUACCAAAACUCAGCAAAGUCUAUUUAAACAACAACACUUGGCAUUGUGACUGCAGGAUGGUCCCCCUCUUCAAUUGGAUGAAGGCAAACCCUGGCAAGAUCAAGUCUAUGACUCCUGAGAUCUGUAACCAGCCGGAGGAUUUAAAGGGACAAGAAAUCAUGUCUCUCAAAGAGGACCAGCUCAUAUGUCCUGUAUCUCCUCUGACCACCAUCCCUUCACUCACCACAACCACCACCUUAGCCCCUACCACAACCACCACCUUAGCCCCUACCACAACCACCACUUUAGCCCCUACCACAACCACCACCUUAGCCCCUACCACA
Molecule: messenger RNA, 1577 nt
Organism: Oncorhynchus tshawytscha (Chinook salmon)
Lineage: Eukaryota; Metazoa; Chordata; Actinopteri; Salmoniformes; Salmonidae
Product: leucine-rich repeat-containing protein 15
Exons: 2
Molecular function (GO): protein binding
Source: RefSeq, a predicted model, not a curated record